AUGGACAAUCAAUUAACAUUACAAGAUCAGCUGCGAGGUCUUCGUACGCGGCCACCGGAGCAUGCCUUUGAUCAGCUUAAGGAUCUACUGGACCAGGAGAGGGGGCCCUGGCCCUUCCAUGACCUCAUUCGCUGUUAUCAGGACCUCUGGAAGGGCCUGCCAGAGACGGCCCGCGACGGAAGUGACCCAACCUGGAGAACGACGAUCGACCAAGUACAACACCGAAUGAGGCAUUUCACACCACCUAUAUCAGACUUUUUACACCAUGGCCUCUCACCAGCACUAAUUGACACCGAAUUUAAUAAUGAGAUAUCCCACGCGCGGUUACGGGAGUUCGUGGAAGCAUUUGACUUGGGACUGAAGUGUUCAGCCGGUAGAAAACCGCGAGUGAUGGUGGUUUUGCCCAAUGGACCAUCCUUGGCUCUCGCUACUCUGGCAGUAGCAAACCGCUAUACUUUGGUGCCAAUGGCAAAGGCUGUGACACCUGAACAGCUAAAAAUGGAUAUUAAAGCUGUAGACGCAGACGCUAUCCUGAUGCUCGAGGAUGACGUUCAGAGAUUCCAGCUUGGUUCGAUUGCCGUCUUCACAGUUCACCCUCAAGAUGACUUGACCUUCAAAACAUCAUGUGUGAACCAUUCAAACCAGUCAUCCACUCAUGCCCAGCCAAGCCCCAACGGCCCAGAUGACCUAGCAAUCAUUCUGUUUACCAGCGGAACAAGCGGCACCAAGAAAAUGGUUCCGAUAACCACACUGAACCUACUUGCCAGUGUAAUAUUCACAGCGGAUAGUCUAGGGCUGGACCCUGCAUCCCGCUGCCUGAACAUGAUGCCUCUCCACCACAUCGGGGGAAUGGUACGCAGUUUAUGGGCUCCUAUAUUUUCCAAAGGGAGCACUAUAUGCUGUCCUGUGUUCGAUCCAAGUUUUUUUUGGGACGCUGUAGACCAGUGGCACCCAACUUGGUAUUAUGCAACGCCGACUAUGCAUCAUAUGAUUUUAGUGGAAGCAGAGAAUUGCAAGGAUGUUGUCAAUAAAAGCUCCAUCAAAUUCAUCUGUAACGCAGGGGGUGGUUUGCCCCCAACACUCGCAACUCAGCUGCACAACACCUUCGGAUGCGUUGUUUUGCCCAGUUAUGGGAUGACAGAAUGCGCACCCAUCACAGCGCCGCCACUAGACCACAGCCUCAAACGAGUUGGGACAUCUGGUCUCCCAGCUGGCCCUGAUCUUGCCAUUCUGGAUAUUGAACAGCCGAUGCAACGUGCUCCUACUGGUGCGACUGGAAGGAUAUGUGUGAGAGGAUUCCCGGUUUUCACCGGAUAUAUGACCCCCCAAGGCAUUGAUAAGUCCGCCUUCGACGCAGCAGGCUGGUUUGACACAGGUGACCUCGGAUACAUGGAUGAAGAAGGAUACCUCUAUAUUACUGGGCGGAGUAAAGAGGUUAUUAAUCGUGGAGGAGAGAUAAUUUCUCCCCUGGAGGUGGAAGACGCUAUCAUUUCAGCAGCGCAGGAUCCUUCCUCCAUCCUUUUUGGCCGCGUUACAGAGGCUCUAGCCUUUUCCACACCUCACGACGUGCUGCAGGAAGCUGUGGGUGCAGUCAUUGUUACACCCGCAGGAUGCAAGAGGCCCGAUCUUCGACAGAUUCAUGAAGCUUUGAAGGACCGACUCGACCAGCCUAAAUGGCCGGUCGUCCUGGUCUACAUGGAUGGUGUUCCGAAAUCUCAUAAUAAGCUGCGUCGUAUCCAGUUAAGCCGCCGGUUAGGCCUGGAAACACUCACAGACAAGACUCUAACGUCUGAAUGCCACUAUGAGGCGGAAUGUCCGCCGCCGGACACACCGCUGAGUGUCUUGAUUGACCAAAAGAAGUGUGUGAUAGAUUCCCAACUUGUGCAUUCUAACAUCGCAAUGGUUUCUGGGAUAUCGGAUAUUCUCUUACGGGCCAACCCGAACGAUGGCUUCCUUCAGGCAAUUCUUUUCGAGACCUCAUCGAAUGAAACCUCUAUUGAUGAUAUCCUCUCUCGCCUCCGCGCCAGCAUGGAUGGAUACCUUAUCCCAAGCAGUAUCAAGUCCAUUGAUGGGCCUCCCCCAGUCAAUUCUCAGGGGCUCAUUGACGAAGCUGCCGUGGAUGCUGCGAUCCACGCCCGUAACCAGUCCGGCAUCUCGCCUACUGAACGGCGUAUCUGUGGUCUCUUUGCUGACGCUCUCAGAAUGACACAAGAAGACGUGUCACCAACCACGGACUUCUUUUCAUCUGGUGGAGAUAGUUUGAGCGCUGGACGUCUCGUUUCCCGUCUCCGCCAGGAAUUUAAUAUCAGGCUCGCAGGAGACGUGCUCUUCCGAAACAGCACCGUUGCAGAGAUCGGGGCAAUCGUCGAAGCGGCUGCAGCCCAGCCAAAAACAGAAAAUACUAAACCGGAGGAUCUCCCAGGCUGUACUAAAACUUACAGCUCUACAAACCUGGUUGUGCUCAUCCUGAAUCUGUUCCCUCUAGCUGUUUUUUACCCACUCUUCCUGACAUUGCGUUGGUUCCUAUUCGUGUACCUUCUGUCCCGAACAUUCAGCUGGCAAGUCCGCGACUCCGUCUGCGGACGGCUUGUCAUUCUCCUUUUGACAGGGCUAGUAGCUCAGCAAGCAAUGGCGGUCUUCUCUCCCCUCGCGGGAAUCGUGUUCAAGUGGCUCGUCAUCGGCCGGUAUCGUGCUGGAAUGUAUCCCAUGUGGGGUCCAUAUCAUAUGCGAUGGUGGCUGACCCAGAAAGCCCUGCAAGUGUGCGGAAAGGGUGUCUUCAACUACAGCGACUGGUCCAGAAUUUUAUACUAUCGAGCCCUUGGUGCACGCAUUGGCCGCAAUGUCCAAAUCCAUGAAUUCGCUUCCUUGGGCGAGUAUGACCUGAUCGACCUUGGCGAUAAUGCCGUCCUAGAUCACUGCAUUUGUCGCCCCUUUUCCGCAGAACGGAAUACCUCUAUGCUCCUGCGACCAAUUCGUAUUGGGGAGGACUGCACUGUUGGCCUCAAAACAGUUAUCGCAUCAGGGACUUAUCUUCCCCCAGGGACAUGUUUAGGACCAAACUCUUCCAGCUGGGAAACAGAGGAUGCAAGAGAGGCGUACCGUGACCUGGCUUCUGCGCGGAUCCCAAGACCAUCCUGGAUCUGGUAUGUGUUGGUUGUCGGGCCCCUACGGUUGCUAGUAGGAAUUUUCUCGCGAUUGCCAUCGAUAAUCGGCUUCCUUCCCAUCAUUAUCCAAUACCGGGCCGUCGGAAAGGAUAUGUUCCGAAGCCAGAUACUCUGGUUUGUGACCCCCGCGAGGAUUGGUUAUAUCUUUUUGGCCAUAAUCUACGGGGCUGUUGCUGGCCCCUUUGCCUGGUUUCUCGCUGUGUAUCUCGUCAAGCGUGGGUUGGAUGUGUGCUGCGGACGGCCGCAACCGGGCCCACACAGCAAGCUUACAGAAAGGCAGAAGAUUCGAAGCGCCGUCCUGGACAUUAUUCUCCCGCAUGGAGACAUCUCACGACUGACGCACAUCAUAGGAACACACUAUGAGCUUGUUUCAGUCGCAAUGAGGAUGCUCGGUGCGCGUGUAGGUAAACGAAUUUACUGGCCAAUUUCUGGACUCAUGAUGGUUGAAGAUUAUGAUCUUCUAGAGGUCGGCAACGAUGUCGUAUUUGGAUCGCGAUCUUCUCUAGUGACAUCUGACGGGACCGGAAGGGGGGCCAUCACCAUCGGCGACGGAUCAUUCGUGGGUGACCGCGUGGUGGCCCUUCCUGGUGCUACGAUUGGGAGACGCACGACAAUUGGAUCCGGGGCACUACUACGUCGAAACGGUUUUUAUCCAGACAACACAACAUGGGCCGGAAGUAAGAACGGCGACGCGAUACAAUUUCCCCAGCUCAAGUCAAAUCGAAGCUGCACCAAGGUUACUUCUGAGAAAUCUGAUGAGAAUGAUGACGAUACUAUAUCACCAUUCGGACGAGCUUUCUAUGAAGGUCAAGCAGACUACCAUGUCCUAGGAAUUGGGUCUAUUGUGGUGUAUUCGGCCCUAGCCACUGCAAUCGGGGCGAUAUACCCGGUAGUGAGUAUCCUGACGGGACUGUUAGUUAUCGGUCGAUUACUACAGACGGAUCUGGCAGUGUUCGCAGUGUCAUGGUGGCGCCCAUUUCUGUUAUACGGGAUUCUGACCGCAGUGGUAUCGUUGAUGGUUCUCAUGCUGUCGGCCACAAGCUUGGGAAUUAAGAUAGCUUCCAAGUGGAUACUUUUGGGACGACGUACGGAAGGCAGUUUUCACUGGGACCGGAGCAGCUUCUGCCAACGCUGGCAAAUCUUCCUAACCAUUGAGAGAAUGUUCUCUGGAUACCCCGGGGAUGUUGGUGCCCUAAAAUUACUGACUGGAACGGCAUAUCUGUCGCAGUACUACCGGGCAAUGGGGGCGACUGUUGGUGCAAAUUGUGCCUUGUCGGUCAGUGGAGAUCCAGACAUUUCGUGGACAGAGCCGGAUCUGGUGAAACUGGGGAACCGAGUGACCAUUGAUGAUGCCAGUUUAGUCUGCCAUCUUAAUACCCGUGGAGAAUUCGAGAUGCAUCCACUGCAGGUCGGCCAUCGCAGCGUCCUCAGGUCUGGCUCGAGAAUGUUGUCUGGGUCGUCAAUAGGAGAUGAUGCAUGUCUGCUUGAGCAUACGUUGGCUCUGUCUGGAGAUCAUGUGGAUGAUCGAUGUACAGUCCAGGGCUGGCCAGCUGAACCAUUUACGGGGUCAAGGAUUGGCCAUUUUUCGCAUAGUUGA
Messenger RNA from Arthroderma uncinatum, 4761 nucleotides. RefSeq lists its product as uncharacterized. The transcript has 4 exons. The record is from RefSeq and is a predicted model, not a curated record. Bases 1 to 4761 code for a protein of 1586 amino acids. Gene Ontology annotation, molecular function: medium-chain fatty acid-CoA ligase activity; phosphopantetheine binding. Gene Ontology annotation, biological process: fatty acid metabolic process. Lineage: Eukaryota; Fungi; Ascomycota; Eurotiomycetes; Onygenales; Arthrodermataceae.